Alosa sapidissima (American shad) is the source of this 675-nucleotide messenger RNA. Its product is annotated as olfactory receptor 52N5-like. Gene Ontology annotation, biological process: G protein-coupled receptor signaling pathway. Gene Ontology annotation, cellular component: membrane. Gene Ontology annotation, molecular function: olfactory receptor activity. Bases 1 to 675 code for a protein of 224 amino acids. The transcript has 2 exons. NCBI's taxonomy places the organism in Eukaryota, Metazoa, Chordata, Actinopteri, Clupeiformes, Clupeidae. The record is from RefSeq and is a predicted model, not a curated record.
AUGGGGAACUUAUCUACUUCUAAAUUCUUUAUUCUUUCUGGGCUGCAGGACUCAGGAGUUUACAAGCAUCAAUACUUCUUGUUGGUGUUUGUCCUUUACACCCUCAUUAUUAUAGUCAACUUAACUUUGAUUUUUAUUGUGACAGUGGAUAGAAGCCUCCAUGAGCCCAUGUACAUUUUCAUCUGCAAUCUGUCAAUAGCUAUUAUCCUUACUUCUAGAAUACCCUUUUGUGGAUCACACAUCCAUAAACUAUUCUGUGACAAUCCUUCAAUGUUAAUGUUGGGGUGUUAUCGAGCAAUAGCCAACCAGGUAUGGAGUAUGGUGAUUAUUUCAGUAUAUCUUAUACAGUUUGUUUUAAUUUCAAUUUCUUAUGCUCAUAUUGUCCAUGUUUGUAUAUCAUCUAGUGAGGGUAGAGCAAAGUUCAGUAAAACUUGUGUGCCUCAUAUUGUAGUUAUGGUCAUAUAUAUUGUGACUGCAUUGUUUGAUGUAUUUUACAGCUGGGAUGGUUCAGUAAAUCUUCCAAUUGGUGUACGUAAUGCGUUGGCUAUACAAUUUCUGAUUCUUCCCCCACUAUUAAACCCAUUAAUUUAUGGCCUCCAACUUCCAAAGAUUCGAAAAGUACUAUGUAGACGAAGUUGUAAACACAAAGUGUGUUGUCUUAGAAAUAAUGCAUGA